GUCAGCAAUUAAAUGACAUGAUCUAUCUUUCCCAUUAUAUGACUCAAAGUUGACCUUGCCGCUUGGAAGAAUUCAAUUGCUUGCAUAUAUAUAUCUCUGUGUUAAAGAUAUAUAUCCAUCAUUUGGAACAAAAAAAGAAAAGAAAACCAAACUAAAUUGAGCAGGCGACUGAGUAAUUGACAGAUAUAGAUCACACCAUGAGUGGUUUAUUGGAAAUCAUGCUUGUUGACGCACAUGGCUUGCCCGAGUCUGAUGUCGUUGGAAAGAUGGAUCCAUAUGUUUUGAUUCAGUACAAAACCCAUAAACUUAAGAGCUAUGUUGCCAAAGGACAAGGUAGUAACCCCGUAUGGAAUGAUAAAUUCACAUUAUGGGUUGAUUAUCCAGAGCCAAACGGACAUUACGAUGUUCGCUUCAGAAUCUUCGAUAGAGACACACUUUCAGCAGACGACUUGAUCGGAGAAACCACGAUAUGCGUGAAAGAUAUAGUGGAAUUGGGUGUUGAGAAGGGAAAGGCAAUGGUGGAACCCCGCAAAUAUAGUGUUUUUGAAAGUAAGAACGGUGAAUUAACUGCAGACCGGGCUGGAGAUCUUCAUGUAGGGUUAACCUUCACCACAAAGCAGUGAAUGGGAUAUGAAACUGUGAAAGAGCAGAGAUAUAUUGCUUGAAUGUAAUAAAUUGAAACCGCAUUUAUGAUGUAAAACGUUUGAGUUUGGGGUUUGUAUUGUAUAUGGUUUUUGAAUUGGUUUAUUCCACUUUGAUAUCUUUAAUGUAUUAUCCGAUUGAUUAUAUUUGGGCUUCUUGUUUAUGGCA
Messenger RNA from Papaver somniferum (opium poppy), 810 nucleotides. Its product is annotated as elicitor-responsive protein 1-like. The record is from RefSeq and is a predicted model, not a curated record. The coding region runs from base 198 to 623 and encodes 141 amino acids. Lineage: Eukaryota; Viridiplantae; Streptophyta; Magnoliopsida; Ranunculales; Papaveraceae. The transcript is spliced from 5 exons.